AGGACAAACCUGCCCAGUUUCAAGUCAAAGUCAUCAAUCUGAGUGCGGCCGCAACUCCUACUCGACCGCAAAGUGGUGCUCAUAACAUGUGUGAAAUUGACACCACAUAUGCCAUCGGCUAGCCGGCGCUGGCGGCGGAAACAAAAGCAAUUUUACGCUACAUUUGCUUAAUGAUACAGCCCUCGGUACAGAAAGGCAGAUGUUGCCCGCCACUUUUUGGGGCUGUAAAAAGAAGAGCUGCAACAACACGCCGAGCAUUGGAAAUAAAAAGUCAGAUAUGUAUUCUCAUCGAUCUUAACGACAUGAGUUGCCUGCGAAUAUAUUCGACAAGGCGAUAGCCUAGAUCUUCUGCAAUGGGUUAUGAACUAGUUCCGCCAAAUUCCAUAGGAUUAUAGCCAUCCUUGCAUCAAUUGCUUUCCUCUAGAAAUUGAAUUUGAAAACAAUUUUGGAAUGCUUUUAACGACAUGAAAUAGAAUUCAGAGUUCGUAGUUCGUACAGGAUUUCUAAAAAUUGCCGUUUUUUAUUUAUUUUUGUUUUGUUUUGGCCCACUACGACACUCAAAAUUUAUUUAGCAAAAUGAGCAGCCGUUGGCAGCAAUGGGUGGAUCGUAAUGCGAGGCCCAAGAACAUAUUUAUAGCUCCAUCCGCGCGUCUGCCACCGACUCGCUGGCAGAAGCCGGGGCCAAUGAAUCGACAGCAAUGGAUUCAUUUUUACCAAUGGGCCAAGAAGAAUGCGCGUCCGCCACCAGCUAAUAGAGCUGAGAUCGCGCGAAAGCAAAUGCAGACACCGACACAGAUACAGCAGCCAAAACAGAGCCCGUUUGAUCCGUACUCGCCACUGAUUUACAUGUACAUCGCAUCCGAAGUGCAUGCCAAUAGGCAGAAGCAGAAGAGCUUACAGCAACAUUUUGAGGUGCUCAGUCAGCCCAAAUACAAGCGCGAAAAGUAUGUGAAGCCACCCAAGCGGGAGCAUCCGUAUCGGCCGCAGCUCUGCAACCGCCCACCGCCCAGACCCGAGCGCGGGCGACCAGUGGCGAAGCCCAAAGUGCCGUGCUGCUUCCAGCACGAGAAUCUGAGACUUGAUUUCUGGUCGAAAAUCGAUUACAAAAUCUCGCCAAAUGCCCUUAAGGCCAAGGCCUCCAAGAAAGUCGUGGAGCUGGCCAAGCCGCGCACGUAUCCACCCAAACCCCACUGUCCGCUGCCGGCGAGCGCGAAAGAGCCUGCGCCCAAGCGCACGAAGAUGUCUGCGAGGCAGUGGCGCGAGCACCGCAUACGCCUCAACAGCCUGUCCUUGCCAAAUCCCCGUGUCCUGGAGGAGCUGGGCAACAGAUGUAACUGUACACACUUUCAAUGUCUAUGUAAAUUGUGUGGCUGCAUGAUGCGCGAGCCAAGGUAAACCGAUUUGAGAGCGCAAUGAACUACAACGUGUAAUGUUCAAUGCUCUAUCAAAUCGCUUUUCCAUGGACUGCUGCAUAUUUGCAGCCAUUUCGCUAAAAUUCAAUGUAUAAAUUCAACCAACUUUUUAAAUUUGAGUAAAUAU
Molecule: messenger RNA, 1539 nt
Organism: Drosophila mojavensis
Lineage: Eukaryota; Metazoa; Arthropoda; Insecta; Diptera; Drosophilidae
Exons: 1
Coding region: 577-1395 (272 amino acids)
Source: RefSeq, a predicted model, not a curated record